Messenger RNA from Seminavis robusta, 450 nucleotides. NCBI's taxonomy places the organism in Eukaryota, Bacillariophyta, Bacillariophyceae, Naviculales, Naviculaceae. The record is from the annotation of a GenBank genome assembly.
AUGUUAGUAGAACUUGGAGACGCGAUUUCGACCGCAUCAACUUUGCCGUCCGAAGAUGCAACCAGCACUGAUUUUACCGUGAAGGUAAUUUUUGGUGUCGAUGGAGUUAAUCGUCAGACUCGCCGCUUUCUGCUCCAUCACUUGAUCAACGACAAGUCGGGGAAGGUAUCGCUGGAGACGCUCGGCAGUUUGUUCAUGGAAGCUACGGGAAAAAUUCUGCCACGCCCUUUGUAUUACACCGACUGCGAUGGAGACGUUGCUGCUGUGUCCACUCCGAGGGAACUGCACGAUGCUAUCGCUCAGUGUUUGGACAAGAAACGCCUACUCUUGUUUGAAAAAGAGCCAAAAGUUCAAGAAAAUCAGACGUACGAGCCAACUGCGGCAGCCAAACUAAGCGAGUUGAUGAACGCUGCACCCGGGGUACAAUGGCGUAGUCUUCGACCGAGCUGA